Messenger RNA from Haliotis rubra (blacklip abalone), 1285 nucleotides. RefSeq names its product integumentary mucin C.1-like. NCBI's taxonomy places the organism in Eukaryota, Metazoa, Mollusca, Gastropoda, Lepetellida, Haliotidae. The record is from RefSeq and is a predicted model, not a curated record. The transcript has 5 exons. Bases 136 to 1251 code for a protein of 371 amino acids.
AGCGCAGGCGUUUUCCAACCAUUCGUGAGUUCAACCCUCGGUGGGUUACAGCCACCCAAGCCUACCCAGUCGGCGUCAUCCGGACUUACCGCUGUGAAUGGUUUCCACUUCACCAAAGGCAACACCCAGUCGUCCAUGGCAAAUGGAUUCAAAGAGUCACCCAAACAAUCGUCUGUAUCGGGAUUUAGCGGAUUUGGCGGUAAACCACACCAAUUAAAUCCUGAAGAUUUUGAAAAGACCCACAACGCUCCUUCAUUCUCCAAAGGAUUAUUGGUCCCACCCACGGUAUCCUCCUCCCUAACUGUGCCUCGCGGUUUCACUGGGUUUCAGCCAGGGUUCAGCUUCAUCCCCAACACAGGUCUCCCCAAAACACACGUUGAGGGGCCCAGACCAGUUAGUCAGAAAACCACCUCACCUCGGUCUACAACUACGCCCGGUACUACAACUAUUCCUACGACGACAACUACAACAACAACUACUACUACUGCCCCGCCUACUACCCCUACUGUUGCAGCAACUACAACAGCUACUCCUGUUACUACUACAACUACUCCUACGACUACAACUAGUAGUACUGCUCCGCCUAUUACGCCUACUGCUACAACUACUCCCUCUACUACUACAACUACUCCUACGACAACUACUCCCUCUACUACUACAACUACUCCUACGACAACUACAACAACUAGUAGUAUCGCUCCGCCUACUACGCCUACUGCUACAACAACUACUCCUGCUACUACUACAACUAUUCCUACGACGACUACAACAACGACGACUACAACAACUACGACUACAACAACUACAACUACAGCUCCUCCUACUACCACUUCCAAACAAGAAGUACGCAGAGAUCCCCACUGCCCUAAGACAUUCACCUUCUCUGGUGGCUUCUGUUUCAAAAUAUACUCCAAGGAAAAGCAACACAAACAGGCCGUACUGACGUGUAGAAAAGGAGGUGCUAAUGGCCGGUUAGCAAUCCUGAAUACCGAGAAGAAAUUUGAAGCCUUACGAGCGGGGCUCUCUUCAGCCAAGAAGAAUGCAAAGUACUGGGUUGGUCUGAAGAGCGCAGGUGGCAGUCGCAUGACAUGGGAUGACAACAGUUCUGUAAACCGAAGUUUCUGGGCCCCGGGCGAACCUAACAGUCGGAAUGAAAAAUGCGGCGACAUGCGAACGGAGCUUAAAUACAAGCUGAAUGACGUACCGUGUUCACCGUACAGGUUCAGUUUCGUUUGCGAAAUCCCCCUUUAAAAUGCUUUCACCGAGCUUGUAAGUUGAUGACAUA